This is a messenger RNA of Oryzias melastigma (Indian medaka), 10194 nucleotides long. RefSeq names its product ankyrin 1, erythrocytic a (gene ank1a). The transcript has 45 exons. Gene Ontology annotation, molecular function: protein binding. Gene Ontology annotation, biological process: signal transduction. Bases 650 to 6628 code for a protein of 1992 amino acids. NCBI's taxonomy places the organism in Eukaryota, Metazoa, Chordata, Actinopteri, Beloniformes, Adrianichthyidae. The record is from RefSeq and is a predicted model, not a curated record.
UGUGCAUGCAUCUAAGUAUGAUUGAUGGUUUGAUUGGCUGUGCUGAUGACGGGUUUUCCUCUCACUCCACUGACUCUAUGCAUAGCAGAUCUGUGAAGAUUGUGAAAGUAAAGGCAAAAAAGAAAGCAAAAAUUUGUCUUUAAUUUAAAAUGUUUUCAUGCUUUUAUUGCAAUCUGGUCAGUGAGGAGGGUAGUGGGACAGUGGAAGCACUUCCUAACACGAUAAAUCAGUUAAGUGGAGAUGAGGAGCUCAGGGGCAAGAAGGCAAACCUGUUUCUUCACUAUUAUUAACCCCUUGCUUUCUGUGCAGGGCAGGCAUGAGAUUAGAGCGAAAGCAGCCGCGAAGGGAAGUGAGAUGGGGGGGGUGUAAGCAUCGAAGCAAGAGGGAGGGAGGGGAGUGAGAGAAAGGGAGCUGCGCUGCGGUAGCAUCCCACAGCAGACGGCUGAGGAUCGCCGGGGUGUGUGUGACUGCACUGCUGAAGAGGAGGAGGAGGAGGGAAAGGCAGAGCACGCUCGCAGACUCUGCAGGGCCACAGAGGAGUGUACAGCAGCAGUGCUUGGCCCGCACCAGGUAGAAGUCCCUGUGCCGUCACCCGCAGACCACCGUUUUAUGCCCUGCCAACAGCGCCAAGACCCUCACCACCAGCGCCAUGGCACAAGCCGCCAAACACCUCCGCAAAAACAAGGAUUUAGAAGCCCAGUUGGAGCAGGAGCGCAAAGAGAAGGAGGAGGAGAGGGUUAAAAAGAGGAGUCGCUCACGGGAUAAAAAACGCAAGGCCCACGCUGUGCAUCGCUGGCUAAUCGAUCAGGACAGUAGUGUGAGCUCUGAGAUGCCGGAUGGCCAAGGAGUAUGGCACUAUGAUGAUGAAGCAGAUGCUGGCAAUAGUUUUCUUCGAGCAGCCCGAUCCGGCAACCUGGACAAGGCCCUGGAGCACAUCAAGAAUGGCAUUGAUAUUAACACGGCCAAUCAGCACUGCAUGCAUGGUCCUGCUAACGGGCUCAAUGCAUUGCAUCUGGCCUCCAAAGAGGGCCAUGUCAAAAUGGUGCUGGAGCUGCUUCACAAUGGAAUCGUACUUGAGACCACAACAAAGAAGGGGAACACGGCCCUGCACAUCGCAGCUCUGGCAGGACAGGAGCAGGUGGUGACAGAGCUGGUUAACUAUGGGACCAAUGUCAACGCUCAGUCCCAGAAAGGUUUCACUCCACUCUACAUGGCUGCACAAGAAAACCAUCUAGAGGUUGUGAAGUUUCUUCUGGAGAAUGGAGCCAAUCAGAGCAUUCCAACCGAGGAUGGCUUCACUCCGCUCGCAGUGGCACUUCAGCAGGGACAUGAGAAUGUCGUAGCUCUGCUCAUCAGCUAUGGCACUAAAGGGAAAGUCCGCCUCCCGGCUCUCCAUAUUGCAGCACGAAACGAUGACACACGCACAGCCGCCGUACUAUUACAGAAUGAUCCUAAUCCUGAUGUACUGAGCAAGACCGGAUUCACCCCGCUCCACAUUGCUGCACACUAUGAGAACUUGAACGUAGCUCAGCUGCUGCUCAAUCGAGGAGCAAAUGUCAACUUUACCCCAAAGAACGGCAUCACCCCUCUGCACAUUGCUUCCAGGCGAGGAAAUGUGAUCAUGGUCCGACUCCUGCUGGACAGAGGCGCCCAGAUUGAUGCCAAGACCAAGGAUGAGUUGACUCCUUUGCACUGCGCAGCCAGAAAUGGACAUGUCAGGAUUAUAGAGAUACUGUUGGACCACGGAGCCCCCAUACAGGCAAAAACAAAGAAUGGCCUCUCUCCAAUCCACAUGGCAGCACAGGGGGACCACAUGGACUGCGUCAAGCAGCUCCUGCAGUACAACGCAGAGAUAGAUGACAUCACGCUGGACCAUCUCACCCCUCUGCACGUGGCAGCUCACUGCGGGCACCACCGCAUGGCCAAAGUGCUGCUGGACAAGGGGGCGAAGCCCAACUCCAGGGCCUUGAAUGGUUUUACUCCUUUGCAUAUUGCCUGUAAAAAGAACCACCUCCGUGUGAUGGACCUCCUGCUAAAACACUCAGCAUCGAUAGAGGCUGUAACUGAGUCUGGGUUAACCCCGCUGCAUGUGGCAUCAUUUAUGGGUCAUCUAAAUAUUGUGAAGAUCCUCUUGCAGAAAGGAGCCUCCCCGAGCGCCUCCAACGUGAAAGUGGAGACUCCUCUGCACAUGGCAUCGCGUUCGGGACACUUUGAGGUGGCAGAGUUCUUACUACAAAACGCAGCACCAGUGGAUGCCAAAGCUAAGGAUGAUCAGACACCUCUGCAUUGUGCUGCUCGGAUGGGUCAUAAGGAGCUGGUGAAGCUUUUGCUGGAGCACAAAGCCAACCCGAACUCCACCACCACCGCUGGCCACACCCCUCUACACAUCGCCGCCCGAGAGGGUCACGUCCAAACUGUGCGAAUGCUUUUGGACAUGGAGGCACAGCAAACCAAAAUGACCAAGAAAGGCUUUACUCCACUGCAUGUCGCAUCCAAAUAUGGAAAGGUGGAUGUGGCAGAGCUGCUGCUGGAGAGAGGAGCCAACCCUAAUGCAGCUGGGAAGAACGGUCUGACUCCGCUGCAUGUUGCCGUUCAUCACAACAACCUGGAUGUAGUCAACUUACUUGUCAGUAAAGGAGGUUCACCACAUAGUGCAGCGAGGAACGGCUACACUGCCCUCCACAUUGCAGCGAAGCAAAACCAGGUGGAGGUAGCUAACAGCCUCCUGCAGUAUGGAGCUUCAGCCAAUGCUGAGUCACUGCAGGGGGUCACACCUCUCCACUUGGCGUCGCAGGAAGGCCGCCCUGACAUGGUCUCGUUGCUUAUCUCCAAACAGGCAAACGUCAACCUUGGCAACAAGAGUGGGUUGACUCCCCUGCACCUUGUAGCACAAGAGGGACAUGUGGGCAUUGCAGAUAUUUUGGUCAAGCAAGGAGCUUCAGUGUAUGCUGCCACUCGGAUGGGUUACACACCUCUCCAUGUAGCAUGCCACUAUGGGAACAUCAAGAUGGUGAAGUUUCUUCUGCAGCAACAGGCUAACGUUAACAGCAAAACAAGGCUGGGUUACACUCCUCUGCAUCAGGCUGCGCAGCAGGGACACACAGACAUCGUGACUCUUCUGUUGAAGCAUGACGCCCAGCCCAACGAGAUCACUACUCACGGUACUUCUGCCCUCGCCAUUGCUAAGAGGCUUGGCUACAUCUCUGUGAUUGACGUCCUGAAGCUCGUCACUGAGGAGACUGUUUCCAUGACGACCACAGAGAAACACCGCAUGAGUUUUCCAGAAACUGUGGAUGAAAUACUAGAUGUGUCUGAAGAUGAAGGAAUUGCACAGCUAACUUUAGGAGAGGAACUUUUGGGGACAGAAGGGGCCAGGUACAUGAAGAUGGAUGACAUGAAAGACCAUGAUGCCGAUUUCCUCUCCCCCAAGAAAUCACUGGAGUACGAGAGAGGGCUGGGAACAGCAAAUUAUUCGCCAGCCAUUCCCAGAAUUCCUCGAGUCUCACCAGAAACUGUCAUUCUGAGAGAGCAGGAGAUGGCUCAGCAACACACUCCCCUCCCACUGCCAAAGGAGUAUGACGAGGACUCUCUGAUUCCCAGCAGCCCCGCAACUGAGACGUCCGAUAACGUCAGCCCCGUCGCCAGUCCGAUACACACAGGGUUUUUGGUCAGUUUCAUGGUGGAUGCUCGAGGCGGUUCAAUGCGAGGCAGCAGGCAUAAUGGUCUGCGUGUCAUCAUACCUCCACGGACGUGUGCGGCACCCACCCGCAUUACCUGCCGCCUGGUGAAGCCGCAGAAGCUGACCAGCCCCCCUCCACUGGUAGAAGGAGAGGGGCUGGCCAGCAGAAUCAUUUCCCUGGGUCCAGCUGGCAUGCAGUUCCUUGGACCUGUGAUUGUAGAGAUUCCCCACUUUGCUGCUCUGGGUCGAGGUGAUCGUGAACUUGUGGUCCUGAGGAGCGAGAAUGGCUCAGUGUGGAAGGAGCAUCGCAAUCGCUAUGGCGAUGAGGUGCUGGAGACGAUCUUGAACGGGAUGGAUGAGGAACUUGAAAGUCAAGAGGAACUCGGGAAGAAGAGAAUCCGUCGCAUCAUUUCUACGGACUUCCCGCUUUAUUUUGCUGUCGUGUCGAGAGUACAGCAAGAAAGCGACCUGAUUGGUCCAGAAGGAGGUUCGUUGACAAGUAAACUGGUUCCGAUGGUCCAGGCCACGUUUCCCGAGACGGCAGUCACCAAACGUGUUCGCCUGGGGCUGCAGGCUCAGCCAGUUCCAGAUGAGCUGGUUGCAAAGCUGCUCGGCAAUCAAGCCAACUUUAGCCCCGUGGUCACUGUGGAGCCUCGGCGGCGCAAGUUUCACCGCCCCAUCGGCUUGCGCAUACCACUGCCUCCGUCCUGGAGGGACAGUCCUCGAGACUCGGGAGAAGGGGACACCACUAGCCUGCGUCUUCUCUGCUCUGUCAUAGGUGGUACUGCCUCAGCUCAGUGGGAGGACAUUACUGGCACCACAAAACUUAUAUAUGCCAAUGAUUGUGCCAGCUUCACAACCAACGUGUCGGCACGAUUCUGGCUGGCAGACUGUCCUCGGACAGCCGAGGCCGUCUCCUUUGCCAACCUGCUCUACAGAGAGCUGUCGGCUGUGCCCUACAUGGCAAAGUUUGUGGUGUUUGCAAAGAUGAACGAGCUGCGCGAAGGCCGUCUGCGCUGCUACUGCAUGACUGAUGACAAGAUGGAUAAAACCCUGGAACAACACGAGAACUUCACAGAGGUGGCUCGCAGCAGAGACAUAGAGGUGAUGGAGGGAAUGCCGCUUCAUCUGGAGUGUUCAGGAAACCUUUUACCUGUCAGGAAGGCCACACAGCAGCCUCGCUGCUUCAGUUUCCAGGCUUUUAGGGACAACCGACUUCCUGUCACUGUCAAGGUGAGAGACAGCAGUAAAGAGCCUGCUGGAUUUCUCUCUUUCCUGCGAAAGUCCACCAAGUAUGAGGACAGCCAACAUGUGCUCUGCAACCUGAACAUCACCAUGCCUCCAUGCAUCAAGAUGAUGGGAAGCGAAGAUCGAAGGCGAACUCUGACCCCGCUGGCUUUGAGAGAGAGAUAUAACGCUCUCAACGAGCCUGCAAUGGCAUCAAUGAGCGCCAUGGAGAGGACGGAGCUGAAGAUGGCAGUUAUAGCAGAACAGCUCGGACUGAGCUGGGCAGAAUUGGCCCGUGAACUCCAGCUCAGUGUGGAUGACAUCAAUAAAAUUCGCGUGGAGAAUCCCAACUCCCUUCUCGAGCAGAGCUCAGCUCUGCUCAACCUGUGGGCCACUCGUGAAGGAAAAAGAGCCAAGAUGGAGAGCUUGUACACAGCUCUGAAGAGCAUCGACCGCAUGGACAUCAUCAACAUGUUGGAGGGCCCUCCAGCCCAGCCUGCCAGGCAGGGCUCCCGUGACUUCAGCCGCCGCUGCCAUGACAGAGAGCAUCUCUCCCCGGGUAUGACCAAUGGUUAUGGGCUUGGACAGGAAGAGCUUCUCUCGCCGGCCUCCAUGCAGUACAGCCUACCCUCCCCACUGGAGGCUGAGCCUUACUGGCAGGAAGUUUCCAGUCUGGACUGUGCACCCAUUGCCACCACAGAAGAAGACACUCUGAUGGAGAUGUCGGAUGUGCAGGUGUGGCCCUCGGGCAACAGCCCAUCCUUGGUGCCCGUGGAGGACUCCUCCCUGGAAUGCAGCAAUGCCGACGACUCGGAAGGUCUGCUGGGGUUGCCACGAGGAAGUCUGGGUCGGCCGGCCAGUCAGGCCAGCGCAGCCAGUGGAGGGGGUGGGAUUCUGAGUGGUUCCAUUGAGCUGCCAGAAGACGACUCAGAGAUGGGUGUUGACUCACUGAGCACCACAACGCCAGCCUCGCUGGGGGGCACCAUCGCUGGAAUCAAUCUUAAUGGGCUGAACAAUGGUCAGGGGUCUGAGGCGAGCUCAGAGUUCUCGGCAGUCACAAGUACGACUGGUGGUGACGGAGCUGGAGGAGGAGGAGGGCGAGAAGGCGGAGCGGGUUCAGAGGAAGGACUUUCUCUCAUUGCAGGACAACAAAGAGUGUAUGCUCGAUUAAGUGAGUCACCUGGUCUGAGCUGUGUUGCAGAUCGGAAUGGAGACAGGUCAGAUAAUGUUGGAAAUGGGGGAGGAGGGGGCUCUUUCCUUUCCUACCUUCAGGAGCAAACAGGCCCCGGGUGGAUUCCUGUCACCGACCCAACUCAAGCAUGGGUCGGCAUCCAGUCCAAGUCCAGACACGUCAUGGACAGCAUGAUUUCAUCAGUCCAUAACUCUGCGGAUGGAGACCCGUCCCAUGUGUCCCAAGAGGCCUUGCUUCAGCCUGUAAGAGACAUGGGACACUCUGAGAUCUUAAGAGGACAAUUCAGAGGUACCCAGCCAUUCGAGAAGGGUUUGGGAUUUCCUCACAGGGUGCCAGAGCUGAGAGCCUGGGAUGAUGUGCGUCUAAAAGGCCAGGGUGAUGAGGUUGAAGAUCUGCCUGGGGAACAAGUGAGUGAAGAACAAUUCACAGAUGAGCAUGGAAACAUCGUCACAAAGAAGUCCGAUUCUGUGGAUGUGAAGAAAGGUGCUCAGAUAGUGAAAUGUGCCAGUCUGCGGAGAGUUAAGCAGUGAAUUCUGCGGCCCCACAGAGUUCUUCGCAGGAUUCCCUCCCUUCUUCAAAACCAUCGUACACGGACACAUGACGAGCAGCCGGUGACUGGAGAAAGACCACCCAUCAAAAAGCAAAAAAGCCGAAAUGAAGACCCCAACACUAUUACAACCCCUAUGCCAACUAUGAGCACGCAUCAGAGGAAACGGAUACAGAUCAACCCAUCGUUUUUAAUUACCUUCUUUUUUUUUAAAGAAACUUUGGGACUGGGGGGGAAUCUACUAGGGUAUAAGCAUGAUUUCAUAUAAAACAAAAACAGAACACAAACAAAAAAAAAAAAACUAGCAACCAAAAUUGUGCUUCCUGUAAUCUGUAUCAGCAUGAGUGACUGCUGCCGCAUGGCCUGUCUUCAACUACAAAUACUGGGGGUGAAUGGGGCGGGGAUGGGACAGGCAUGCAAUGUAGGUCAAUAACUGACCCCUUUUCUAAACUAACAGGGAAAAGCUCAUAAGUCAGCGUGACUUUAAAAAAAUAAAAAAAGGAAUUGAAAAACAGAAAAACACGUUAUCUCUAGGUAGCAGGUUGUCCCUCUCCUCCACACCACAGAGGUCAAACUUGUCUCAGUGCUCUCUAAACCCAGUGAAGCUACACUUAUCACCCCAAAAGAUCAGUGUUGUACAGAAUAUUGUAUGCACUAAAAUGCUUUAUGUGACUGUGUGUUACCUGUGUUGUUUUUGUUCUUAGAUCCUUAUGUGACGUCUCAGAUGCUGCUGCUUGAGAUCCAUUGGAAGUUCCUUCAUUUUUCCUGUUGGGUUCUUUUGGUCAGAACCUCUAUAAUAUUCUAUAUAUCUACAGAUCUUUGUGGUUAACGGAACAUGAGGAUGUUGUGUUGCUUGUUUUGAACGUUGGAUUUAUGUGGGUCCAGUUGUUAGUUUGUGCUUUCACUCUUUGUUUUAGACAUGCAGACUGCAGGGAGGGAAGGGGGGUAAUCUCAGAUUACUGCCUCCCUCUGAUUGGGUUCUAGCUUUGUGAGGAAAGUUCAAUGCAACCUGAACCUUCCUGAAAUAUUUGACUGUAAGUGACGAGCUAGCCUUCCCUUUCUUAGCCUAAACCUGCUCUGUGUGGUUUCUUUGUGAGGCUUGUGUUCAUGACUCUCCACCCCAUCGCCGCCUUCCAUUCUCUUGUCCCGUCACGGUCGGUCUCCAGGAGCAGAUGUAGCAGUCCUGUCUUCCUCCAACGGUUCUGGGAUCCCCACCUUCAGAUCCCAGCUGUGUCUCGACCUCAUCGUGCAGCGUUUGACACCGCUUAUGCAGCCUCUCUGCACCAGAAGAUGUCACUUGAUGAGGUAGCUGAAACCCUGGUAAUGAUGUAGCACUGGUUUGAUUGGGCACAUUGGAUGUAAGGGGAGCUUUAUGUCGAGGGAGAAGCUUAAUAAUGGUCGUCUCUUCGGAGUGUAGCAAAGACAGUCACCAAUCACUGUGAUGAGAAACUGUAUUACUGACCCCCAACUGUGAGCCUGACCUGUCCCUCAUGUCACUUUUUACUUGGGCGUCUCGUCGUCUUCGUCAUUUCCUUCUGUCUUGAGUGUGUUUCAGAAGUAGCAAUAACUGCUUACGUGAGGAAAGUAAUGCUUGAGUGGGUGUGUGUGGCAAACAAGGGCAGAUAGGAGUUUACGGUUGUUCUGUGCUGGAGUUUGGGGCUCCUCCUCAUUCUUUACAGAAAUGAUGUCAGUGCGUUCGCAUCCCAUCAGCAUAAACUUCAAAUCAACUCAUCUCCUCUAUAUAUUUAUUUAUUUCCAUUUUUAAAGACAAUUUCUCUUAAAUUGCAUUGACAUAUACAAUAAAUUCUGCUGUGGUGUAUAUGAGAGUGAUUAAUAUUUUAACACCACGUAUGUAGAGGAAACAAUGUCCAUGUUAAUGUCAGAUAUUAACACUUCAAAAGGACUAUUUCUAUCAUCUUUUUAUGAGUUAAAUGAGUGUCAUCUCACAUAAUGACAUUAAUAACAUGCAUUUAUUUCAUAUGUUGCUUCAUUAUUCUUUACUUUAAAAUAAUAUAUAUAAAGUCACAGAAAUGUUGCAAUAAACAUACACUAACAGUGUUGGCUCAAAAGCCAGAGAUGAUGAAUGUAGUCGUGGUGAAUUGUUCUAAAGUGGUCAUCUGUGUUAGCUCUGUACUUUAGUAGAGAGUAUAUGGAAUAAUAUCUGCAUUUUUAUGAUUUCAUUAUUUCAAAGAUGAAGGGGAAAGGUUUUAGGUAUUAAAUCUCCAGAAUGGUUUUAUGUGGAUGCUUUUCUAGAUUUUAUUUUACUACCACAAAAGUUAAAUUGCAAGUUUCUCUCUACAGCAGAAUGUUAUUUUCAGCUAUAUUUAAUUUUUUUUAAAGGUAUAUAAAAGAAUACUAAUAUAUAUAUAUAUACAUAUGAGCUUACAUAUUUUGGUAAAGAAGCAAGCUAUGUUUUUUAUUACAGCAUCACGAGAAUUCUUUUCUUUUUGUGGGAUUUUAAUUUAAGUUUGAGUAUCUUUUGUUUUCCAUCUCAGCAAUGCAGGAGGCUAACAGUGGAGCUGGUUUAUCUGGUAAAAGGGACUACUGCUGUGUAAGAACCGAAAACAUCCAUUUAAUUUGACAAAAGUAUUGAAACUAGAGAGAGUUGUAUGAAAAAAAAGUUAAGUUUAUUGUCACUUAAGCUUGUUCUCCUUUAUUUUCAUUCAUAAAAGUUUGCUUUUAUUUACUCAAAAUAGGCUAAAAUUAUGUUCCAUUCUAGAAGCUUGUGUUUUGGGUGAUUUCUAAAGCAGUGGAACCUAUAAAUCCACUCUUGAUGUCAGGGUUAAAGCAAAAGGUAGGUUUUGUGGCUUCACAAAGACAUGCGGUCUUCCUCAAAGCAGCCUUCCCACAAUUCUUUUCUGCCCUCGUACCAAAGGUGAGACUGAGACUUCCAAUAUGGCGACUGAAUGUGUUUGAGAAAGGAGUCAAAUAAAUGCAAGCAAAGGGAGUCGUGGUCGUGAAAGAGGAAAAACUUGACAGUCCUGGACUCAAGGGACUGAGAGGAUACCAUGCACCAAUUUCAUGCAAAAAUAUAAACUUGCAAAAACUAGAGAAUACGUGUAUAUUCCUUUAGAAUGGUUUGGAGACAUUAUUGCAAUAGCAUAUUACUCAAUACUAAGGAAUGCAACUGCGCACAUGCACAGAAGAUGUUUUUAAACAUGAAAAGAUAUACAUAUAUAUAUAUACAUAUAUAUAUGUAUGUAUAAAAUAAAAUAUAUAAACAAAUAUAUUUACUUAGAAUGCUAUGCACCCUACCUGUCAACUGGGAUUCUAGUUAUGUUAUGGAUGUACUUUUAGCAUCAUACAGCCGUAGCUACCAAGAGACUGUUGAGUUCUGGGUAAUGCCUGCAACAUGGGGACAAAUAGGGGUAUCGUGGGUAUUUUAACUAGUUUUGUUUGCUUUUUUUUAUUGUCAUGGAGAGUCAAAGAUGGAUUUAAAAAUAUACUUGUAAAAUCCUUUUAAUCCAAUCAAAAUACAAGGACAUCUAUUGACAAUUUACUCUGUACACCAGCUCAACAUUUACAAAAUUAAUAAAGAAAUGAAAUGUC